ACGCGAAUGUUUUGCAUCAGUGAGCCUUGACUUGACUGCUUCUGUCAUUGUGUGUGGCGCAGGGGAGAAAAAAGAGGAAAGAGUUUUCACGGAUUUCGGCAACAUUUUUCUAACGGGAGCCGGAAAAAGUGCUCAAAUUCACUCGGAUCAGCAAAUUGUUUGUAAAACACUACCACCACCACCAUGGAGCAAGUGCUGCAGAACUCACUCAUUUCGGCCGCCGUGCAGCUUGAGAAGCAACUGGAUGGCGAGUUGGCCCGGCUGGACAGCCUCGGUGGCGAGGACCUGGAGAAGCUGCGCGAGCAGCGCAUCGCCGAGCUCAAAAAGCAGUCGGCCCAACGGCAAGAGUGGAAGAACAAUGGUCACGGCGAGUACCAGGAGCUCGCGGACGAGAAGGAGUUCUUCGAGGUGAGCAAGAAGUCCGCCAACAUCGUGUGCCACUUCUACCGCGACUCGACGCCCCGCUGCCGGAUCGUGGACAUGCACCUGAAGAUCCUGGCCGGGCGCCACCUCGAGGCCAAGUUCUGCAAGGUGAACGCGGAAAAGUGUCCCUUUCUGACGCAGCGGCUGCGCAUCAAGGUGAUCCCCAGCAUAGCGCUCAUCAAGGACAGCAAAACUAAGGACUACAUCGUGGGCUUCACCGAUCUGGGCAACUGCGACGACUUUAGCACGGAGAUGCUCGAGUGGCGGAUCGCGCAGUCCGGCGCGAUCGAGUACAAUGGUGACCUGCUGACGCCCCCCGAUGACAAGAAGAAGAAGAAGUCGACGUACGCGGCGAAAAAGACCAUCCGCGGCGGUUACGACUCGGACGAUUCCGAUAUCGACUUUGACGAUUAGAGAGGGAGAGAGAGAGAGAUUGGGAGUAGAAGAAUGCACGAAGAAAUCAAACUGCUCUGGUAGCAACUAAAAACAAGUGGAAGGGACGAUUUUGGAUCGCGACCGUGUAGUGUUAGUGUAGUUUUUAAGGAUUUCUAAUUUUGAAAAACAAUCGAUUCAAAUCGCUAAAAGCACGCUCUACGAGCGCAUAAUUUCACGCACGACUCAGCAGCAUACUCAACUUUUUCUCACAACGCCGGCUAACCCUUUUUUGUGAGUUUUGUUUAAUUUUAAUCGCUAUGUUUUUCAACCCCCCUCUUUUUUGUAAUCUAACCAGGCACUAGAAUAAAUUGUAUAAGUGUA
This is a messenger RNA of Culex pipiens pallens (northern house mosquito), 1179 nucleotides long. RefSeq names its product thioredoxin domain-containing protein 9-like. The record is from RefSeq and is a predicted model, not a curated record. Lineage: Eukaryota; Metazoa; Arthropoda; Insecta; Diptera; Culicidae. The transcript has 4 exons. Gene Ontology annotation, biological process: microtubule cytoskeleton organization. Gene Ontology annotation, cellular component: cytoplasm. The coding region runs from base 184 to 837 and encodes 217 amino acids.